Molecule: messenger RNA, 642 nt
Organism: Dromiciops gliroides (monito del monte)
Lineage: Eukaryota; Metazoa; Chordata; Mammalia; Microbiotheria; Microbiotheriidae
Exons: 4
Coding region: 1-642 (213 amino acids)
Source: RefSeq, a predicted model, not a curated record
AUGGCCAAUGAGUCAGGAGCUGAGCACUCGGUGGGCGGAGGGGGAGCCGGGAGCGGGGGGCGGUGUCGGCGCUGGGGGUGGGGGGAGCUGGCUGGGCGGCUGCGCCGGCUCGGGCUCGGGCUCCAUCCAGCUCCAGCUCCUGCUCCCUCUCUCUUGCCGCUGCUGCCGCCGCUGCCGCGGGGCGGGAGGGGGCUCGGCCAUUGUGGGAGCCGCUCCAGCCAAGGCAGGGUGCGCCUAGCCGGCUGCAGGUCUCCGGUUGCCCGCCACCCGCCACCCGCUGCCCGCUGCCCAUUGCCCGCUGUCUGCUGUCAGUACCCGCUGCCGGCGCCUGCUGCCGGCUCCUCCUUCCCCGAUCAUCACCCCCGAGGACUCCCAAACCAUCUCGUCUCCACCACUUCUUGUACGAUGUCUUCCUCAGACGAAGAGACCCUCAGUGAGCGAUCCUGCCGGAGUGAGAGGUCCUGCCGGAGUGAGCGUUCUUACAGGAGUGAGCGGUCCGGGAGCCUAUCUCCCUGUCCCCCUGGGGAUACCUUACCUUGGAAUUUACCUCUCCAUGAGCAGAAGAAACGGAAAAGUCAGGACUCUGUCCUCGAUCCCGCAGAAAGAGCUGUGGUCCGAGUUGCUGGUAAGAGCAGCUGCUGA